Cornus florida is the source of this 615-nucleotide messenger RNA. RefSeq lists its product as uncharacterized. The coding region runs from base 10 to 318 and encodes 102 amino acids. The record is from RefSeq and is a predicted model, not a curated record. The transcript has 3 exons. NCBI's taxonomy places the organism in Eukaryota, Viridiplantae, Streptophyta, Magnoliopsida, Cornales, Cornaceae.
UGAACUUGUAUGAAUUUCACAAGUCACAACCGAUCAAACCUAGAGAGAGAGAGAGAGGGGGGAGAGAGAGUGAGGAUGCCGGCGACUGCGGUGACGAUCGGAGCUCUGCUAGGAUUGGGUACUCAGAUGUACUCCAAUGCCCUUCGCAAACUUCCUUACAUGAGGCAUCCGUGGGAGCAUGUGUUGGGGAUGGGAUUGGGAGCAUUGUUCGUGAACCAAUUGGUGAAAUGGGAUGGUAAGCUUCAGGAGGACCUGGACAAGAUGCUCGAGAAAGCUAAGGCCGCCAACGAGCGCCGUUACUUCGAUGAAGAUGAAUAGCGCGUAGAUGGCAUGGAAUGAAGCAUCUUACAACGUGGCAUUUAAUUCUAUGAGAGUGUGGUCCCCAAACCAGCUCAUAUUAUGGAUUGUAGGCGCAUGUUUGAAUAAACUGUUGUGUCUGUUUCUAAUGUUGUUAGUACUUUUUACCGCUCUGUUGGCAUUUUGUUUCACAGAACUUUUUGAGAUGCAUUUUGUAUUUAUAAUACAAUAAUGCAAGUCAAUCUUAAAUAAUUGGAGUCCUCUGCAAAUCCAUUUCAAAUUAAUGAGACAAUGUGGAUGUGCAAGAUUUUAAGCUUU